GCAAAGAGAUCUUGGCCAGCAGCAGCUAGCUAACUGGCGAUGUUUUCAUGUUGCAAGUCACAUUUACAACGUCGCCACCGUGCGCUUGCAAUCACUGACACGUAAUAAACAGACAGCUCAACAAAUUUGUCGCGGUAGGACGAUCGAUCAAUCGUGGACGGGAGUAAAUCUGGGCAUUGAAGAAAACGCAAAAGCAAACUGUGUAUUUGCUAAAAAGCAAAAAAAAAAAAAAAUAUACGACUGUUAAGAGGCUGAAAUCGCUACCAGAGAUUAGUGGUAGUGGCACCAUUGUUCUGUAAAUGGUCAUUGGAUAUAUUGUGGUUAAUAUAAGUGUCAUGUUACAAAAAAAAAACACAAAAUUAUAAAAAACAAAACUAUUAGGAUUUAAAAAAAUGGCUUUUAUAACAAGUGCGCGCGCUUUUAAAUAGCUAUCAUCGUAUGCACAACACUUUUAUUGCGACGAUGAUCAUCAUCAUCAACGGCAGGAGCAUAAAUAACGCGGCAAUCACCUAACAAAUUGUAAUGUGUUCUCCUCUCACUGCAUGAAGCCGAUAAAAGCCUGCAAAAAAAAAAAAAUCUAAAGUAAGAAAAAUUGAAUUUUAAAAAAAUCGCAAAAGGCAAUGAAAAUUAUGCAAAAUUUCAAAAUAAAAAUCUAUUGCCGAAAGGAAAACAAACUGUGCUUGUGUGUGUGUUUGCUAAAACUAAAGCGCGAAAUUGCAAUAGUUUUCCUUUGAAAAACAAAUUAAGGAAAAAUAAACCGCCAACUGUCUAUAAAAAGCAUAACAAAUUGAAAUUUACGAUUGUUGUUAUCGCAAUGAAGUAUGUAAUUAAGACAACUAUAGUUGCUGCUUUUAAAAAAAUCGUAAAUAUUUUAUUUUUGUUCGAACCAAUCCACAAAAAGUGAGUGGCUUUUGGAGCGGGAUAAAAAAAUGGCAAGAAAAUUGUAUAAAAAAUACCAAUUGGAACGGAGACAGAAAUGUUAUUUACAUGAAUAUCCAAAGUCAUUGAGGAAAAUGAAAAACUGAGCAAACAAACAAACGUCAGAGAGCAGUGAAUGCAAAAAAAAAAAAAGAACGGAAAAAGACCCAACGUAUUCUAUAUGAAAAGAAUUUGUGUUGAAUAUGACUUCAGCAAAACUGUCGAACGUCGAUGAUGAUGAUGGUGAUGACUCUUCAAUGACUGAAAUCAGGUCAAAAAGUGCGCCUUGCAAACUGAAGCCUUUGUGGCAAAUAUAGUGGCAGCAACUUUAUUUUCAUGCACCAAAGUCAUCUGUUUCCAUACAGCAAAAGAGAAGAGCAAGCAUGAAAUGAUCUUUGAAACCCAUUACAGGAAAAACUAAAAGAAAAAUUUGCAAUUUUACCGUGAAACGCUAAAAGAAAACUUAAACAAAUACCUAAAGAAGGCACUUCAAGACAAGCAAAUUGAAAGACGCAUGCAAACAUCAGCCAGGCAUUGCCACCUAAAGAAGCCAACAAGGGGCAAUAAACGCCAAGGGAAUUUCGCUUAGAAAACAGAAAACGCAUAAACAAAGUUGAAGAAAAAUCGUAAAUAUUUCGAAGUGAUUGCCAGCAUUUGGUGGCCAAACAAUAACAUCUAACUCCCCAACUACCCCCGUUUACUAUAUGGGACAGUUUGUGAGUGAACGGAUUUUGUGGCAUUUUGGUUUUGUUUGUUUGACUAUCUCUACACCGCCACAAAUAUGCGCACCUAUCAACGCGGUUUCUUUUGUUCCGACCUGAGCAUUAGAUAUCCAUACCACGAAUGCACCAUUACGGUGCCCAUGCUGCUUGUGUGCAUGCUGCUGCUGCCCAUGUUGUUCCUAGGCGUAGUGGAGAUCAUCCGUCUAUGCCACAAUUUCCGUUGGCGCCAAUACCUAAGAAAUGCCUGCUUUAGCUUGGCCUGCUUUAGCUUUGGCUUUAUAGCCACCUACCUAAGCACCGAACUGGCCAAGAAUGUGGUGCGCCGUCUAAGGCCACACUUCUAUAUGGCCUGCCGACCGCAGCUCAAUGAUGGCUCGACUUGCGACGACCCCAAAAAUCGCAAUUUAUUUGUGGAGCUCUACUAUUGUUCGAAUCGCGACUUAUCGGCGCGUCAAUUGCGCGAAUUGUACGUGUCAUUCCCCAGUGCCCAUUCGUCGCUGUCAUUCUAUGCCAUGCUGUUUUUGGCUUUUUAUCUGCACGCCAUCUGGCGGGGUGGCCGCGGCGUUAAUCGCGUCUUACGUCAUCUGCUGCAAUUUCUGUUUCUAUCGUUGGCCUGGUUUAUAUCGCUGAGUCGUGUGGCCGAUUACUGGCAUCAUUGGUCGGAUGUAAUGGCCGGUGCCAUAAUGGGUGUUAUCUAUGCCACACUUACCGCUGUCUAUGUGGGCAGAUUUCUAAGCUGCCAGUCAGCAGCAACGUCCUCGUCGGCCCUGGGACUUCAUGCCAAGCAGUCUUGUCUGCAUCAAGCAUCGCACAAGCUAAAGACUUCGCUAAAGCAACCCAUGCAACAUGUUGCAGCCACAGUAAGCUUUCAACCCAGCAGCCUCAUGAGUCAUGACUCGCCACAACAUCAGUUGCAGCAACAACAACAACAACGAACACAUCACCAACUACACCAUCAACAGCAAAUGCAAACGCAAAGGCAGCUUCUACAACAGCAGCACCAGCAACAACAACCACAGGCUUAUAGCGAUCAAACCUCUUCGACCACAUCAACCACAGCUUCAACAGCAGCCGUCUUGGAAGCUGUUACAGCGACGGCUCCCUCUCUGGUCGAAGAGGAGCUGGUUACAUUGACAUCGGUAAAAGAGCAUCUUAUAGCUUCUAACGAACGUAUAUGGAAAUCGGGAACAUAAUGUCGCCUGAAGGCAACAAACGCAGCACCCUAAAGAGGCGGCAGGCAUGUUGUCAUACAUUUCAUCGGUAGUGCUGUGAUAAUUGAAGAUAUUUUAAACUAGGCAACAAAAGAGAAGAAAACAAGAUGGAAAAUAAUAUUUGAGAAAAAAAAAAAACAACAAGCGUAAUGUCAUACGGAUUGAUUUACGUAUAUCAAAUUUGGCACAGUGGGAUGCAAUUUCAAAUAUGAAAAUUAAAAAUUAGUAAUUUUGGAGAAAUUGACAAAGUUGGAAAAAUUUGGACACUCGUUCUCUAAUAUAGAUUGCUAUAAGAAAUUC
Stomoxys calcitrans (stable fly) is the source of this 3151-nucleotide messenger RNA. RefSeq names its product putative phosphatidate phosphatase. The record is from RefSeq and is a predicted model, not a curated record. Bases 1700 to 2833 code for a protein of 377 amino acids. The transcript is spliced from 3 exons. Gene Ontology annotation, biological process: phospholipid metabolic process; phospholipid dephosphorylation; signal transduction. NCBI's taxonomy places the organism in Eukaryota, Metazoa, Arthropoda, Insecta, Diptera, Muscidae. Gene Ontology annotation, molecular function: phosphatidate phosphatase activity.